Trichoderma citrinoviride is the source of this 386-nucleotide messenger RNA. RefSeq lists its product as hypothetical. The record is from RefSeq and is a predicted model, not a curated record. Lineage: Eukaryota; Fungi; Ascomycota; Sordariomycetes; Hypocreales; Hypocreaceae. The transcript has 2 exons. The annotation marks the transcript as partial.
GUGUGCUUGAUAAACGGAGAUGGGGGAGAAGGGUGAAAUUGCGGUGUCUAUCGCGGGGCUCCCACUGCGGUGCCUUGCAUGACAUUGCGCAAGGCCCAGUGCUGCAGCGACCCUCCCCGAGUCAUUCAUUCGGCAUCCAGGCCCGACCGAGUACGAAGUGUUCGAGUUGCGGAUACUAGACGGAGCUCAAGCGAUGAGCCACCAGCCGGCAUCGAGGAGCAGCAAGCAGCCGCAGGCGGUCCCGGAGUUGAGCACAUAUGCGCAUGUCCGGACCGAACAACUGGCGGGCUAUGUGCUGGCACGACAAACAGGGACAUGCAUACGGAACUUUGCAUGGUAGUCACGAUACCUUCAACAACUCGGUUCAAUAUAUCGAACCCCCGCUC